This is a messenger RNA of Penaeus chinensis, 7648 nucleotides long. Its product is annotated as collagen alpha-2(IV) chain-like. The transcript is spliced from 15 exons. Lineage: Eukaryota; Metazoa; Arthropoda; Malacostraca; Decapoda; Penaeidae. Gene Ontology annotation, cellular component: plasma membrane. The coding region runs from base 1 to 6576 and encodes 2191 amino acids. Gene Ontology annotation, biological process: iron ion transport. The record is from RefSeq and is a predicted model, not a curated record. Gene Ontology annotation, molecular function: copper ion binding; oxidoreductase activity.
AUGGAUUUCGUCAUCCCGUUUUCUAUGCCACGAGGCAGCGUUGGCUCUCAGUGCCACUUUGUUCAGUCCUUCGCUGCCUCCCGUGUCAGGAUGGCGGCGCUCUUCCAGGUCCUAGCAGUGGCUCUCCUCUUCGCCUAUGCUUCUUCCCGGCUUUAUCGAGAACCAGAGCUCUGGCAGGACGAUUAUGUCAGCGAGAUCAGUGACCAGAGCGACACCGACGUUCUCGACGACCCAGACAUCCUGGCCUUGCUGGCAGCUGAAGACGAGGAAGACGAAGACGACAGUGAGGAUGAGGACGACGACCCCCUGGAGCAUUUUGUCGACGUCUUGAGGAAACUCAAGCAUGAGGAUGGGAUUGACGAAGACGUGAUCUCGCUCCUGCUUUCGGAACUCGAAGGCGAGGACGAGGUCGAGGAACAUGAGAGUGAAGCAGAAAGCGAAGAGGAACAAGUCGCACGCGAGCCAAGGAGGGAGAAGAGGUCCCCUGCGAGAAGCUCCAGUAGAUCAUCUUCGUCUAGAUCGAGAGGAAGUGGGUGGCUCAGCAGGAGGUCCAGCAGUUCAUCGUCGUCCAGCAGCAGCGGCAGCAGCAGCAGCAGCAGAAGUUCUGGCGGAUGGUUCAGAAGAAGCAGCUCUUCUGGUAGCAGCAGCAGAAGUGGAAGUAGCAGCAGUAGCAGCAGUGGCAGCAGCAGUAGCAGCAGUGGAAGUAGCAGCAGCACUGGUACAAGCAGCACUGGAGGAGGCUCAUAUGGGUGGAACACUGGAAACAACCGAGGCACUGCCACGGGUGCAUCAGGAGCUGGAGUUGCAACAGGUGUCUCCACUGGCACUUCGGGUACAAGGCCUGGCGGAUACCCAAGCGGCACAGUCCCUCACAGUGGCUACCCGACGGGAUCCCAGCCUGCCUCUGGAUAUCCGACUGGGACACAGCCCGGUGCUGGGUACCCUGGAAACACGCGACCUGUUGCAGGAUACCCAUCCGGUAAUCAACCCGUGCCCGGAUACCCAACUGGGACACAGCCCGGUGCUGGGUACCCUGGAAACACGCGACCUGUUGCAGGAUACCCAUCCGGUAAUCAACCCGUGCCCGGAUACCCAACUGGGACACAGCCCGGUGUUGGGUACCCUGGAAACACGCGACCUGUUGCAGGAUACCCAUCCGGUAAUCAACCCGUGCCCGGAUACCCAACUGGGACACAGCCCGGUGUUGGGUACCCUGGAAACACGCGACCUGUUGCAGGAUACCCAUCCGGUAAUCAACCCGUGCCCGGAUACCCAACUGGGACACAGCCCGGUGUUGGGUACCCUGGAAACACGCGACCUGUUGCAGGAUACCCAUCCGGUAAUCAACCCGUGCCCGGAUACCCAACUGGGACACAGCCCGGUGUUGGGUACCCUGGAAACACGCGACCUGUUGCAGGAUACCCAUCCGGUAAUCAACCCGUGCCCGGAUACCCAACUGGGACACAGCCCGGUGUUGGGUACCCUGGAAACACGCGACCUGUUGCAGGAUACCCAUCCGGUAAUCAACCCGUGCCCGGAUACCCAACUGGGACACAGCCCGGUGUUGGGUACCCUGGAAACACGCGACCUGUUGCAGGAUACCCAUCCGGUAAUCAACCCGUGCCCGGAUACCCAACUGGGACACAGCCCGGUGUUGGGUACCCUGGAAACACGCGACCUGUUGCAGGAUACCCAUCCGGUAAUCAACCCGUGCCCGGAUACCCAACUGGGACACAGCCCGGUGUUGGGUACCCUGGAAACACGCGACCUGUUGCAGGAUACCCAUCCGGUAAUCAACCCGUGCCCGGAUACCCAACUGGGACACAGCCCGGUGUUGGGUACCCUGGAAACACGCGACCUGUUGCAGGAUACCCAUCCGGUAAUCAACCCGUGCCCGGAUACCCAACUGGGACACAGCCCGGUGUUGGGUACCCUGGAAACACGCGACCUGUUGCAGGAUACCCAUCCGGUAAUCAACCCGUGCCCGGAUACCCAACUGGGACACAGCCCGGUGUUGGGUACCCUGGAAACACGCGACCUGUUGCAGGAUACCCAUCCGGUAAUCAACCCGUGCCCGGAUACCCAACUGGGACACAGCCCGGUGUUGGGUACCCUGGAAACACGCGACCUGUUGCAGGAUACCCAUCCGGUAAUCAACCCGUGCCCGGAUACCCAACUGGGACACAGCCCGGUGCUGGGUACCCUGGAAACACGCGACCUGUUGCAGGAUACCCAUCCGGUAAUCAACCCGUGCCCGGAUACCCAACUGGGACACAGCCCGGUGUUGGGUACCCUGGAAACACGCGACCUGUUGCAGGAUACCCAUCCGGUAAUCAACCCGUGCCCGGAUACCCAACUGGGACACAGCCCGGUGCUGGGUACCCUGGAAACACGCGACCUGUUGCAGGAUACCCAUCCGGUAAUCAACCCGUGCCCGGAUACCCAACUGGGACACAGCCCGGUGUUGGGUACCCUGGAAACACGCGACCUGUUGCAGGAUACCCAUCCGGUAAUCAACCCGUGCCCGGAUACCCAACUGGGACACAGCCCGGUGUUGGGUACCCUGGAAACACGCGACCUGUUGCAGGAUACCCAUCCGGUAAUCAACCCGUGCCCGGAUACCCAACUGGGACACAGCCCGGUGUUGGGUACCCUGGAAACACGCGACCUGUUGCAGGAUACCCAUCCGGUAAUCAACCCGUGCCCGGAUACCCAACUGGGACACAGCCCGGUGUUGGGUACCCUGGAAACACGCGACCUGUUGCAGGAUACCCAUCCGGUAAUCAACCCGUGCCCGGAUACCCAACUGGGACACAGCCCGGUGCUGGGUACCCUGGAAACACGCGACCUGUUGCAGGAUACCCAUCCGGUAAUCAACCCGUGCCCGGAUACCCAACUGGGACACAGCCCGGUGCUGGGUACCCUGGAAACACGCGACCUGUUGCAGGAUACCCAUCCGGUAAUCAACCCGUGCCCGGAUACCCAACUGGGACACAGCCCGGUGUUGGGUACCCUGGAAACACGCGACCUGUUGCAGGAUACCCAUCCGGUAAUCAACCCGUGCCCGGAUACCCAACUGGGACACAGCCCGGUGUUGGGUACCCUGGAAACACGCGACCUGUUGCAGGAUACCCAUCCGGUAAUCAACCCGUGCCCGGAUACCCAACUGGGACACAGCCCGGUGUUGGGUACCCUGGAAACACGCGACCUGUUGCAGGAUACCCAUCCGGUAAUCAACCCGUGCCCGGAUACCCAACUGGGACACAGCCCGGUGUUGGGUACCCUGGAAACACGCGACCUGUUGCAGGAUACCCAUCCGGUAAUCAACCCGUGCCCGGAUACCCAACUGGGACACAGCCCGGUGUUGGGUACCCUGGAAACACGCGACCUGUUGCAGGAUACCCAUCCGGUAAUCAACCCGUGCCCGGAUACCCAACUGGGACACAGCCCGGUGUUGGGUACCCUGGAAACACGCGACCUGUUGCAGGAUACCCAUCCGGUAAUCAACCCGUGCCCGGAUACCCAACUGGGACACAGCCCGGUGUUGGGUACCCUGGAAACACGCGACCUGUUGCAGGAUACCCAUCCGGUAAUCAACCCGUGCCCGGAUACCCAACUGGGACACAGCCCGGUGUUGGGUACCCUGGAAACACGCGACCUGUUGCAGGAUACCCAUCCGGUAAUCAACCCGUGCCCGGAUACCCAACUGGGACACAGCCCGGUGUUGGGUACCCUGGAAACACGCGACCUGUUGCAGGAUACCCAUCCGGUAAUCAACCCGUGCCCGGAUACCCAACUGGGACACAGCCCGGUGUUGGGUACCCUGGAAACACGCGACCUGUUGCAGGAUACCCAUCCGGUAAUCAACCCGUGCCCGGAUACCCAACUGGGACACAGCCCGGUGUUGGGUACCCUGGAAACACGCGACCUGUUGCAGGAUACCCAUCCGGUAAUCAACCCGUGCCCGGAUACCCAACUGGGACACAGCCCGGUGUUGGGUACCCUGGAAACACGCGACCUGUUGCAGGAUACCCAUCCGGUAAUCAACCCGUGCCCGGAUACCCAACUGGGACACAGCCCGGUGUUGGGUACCCUGGAAACACGCGACCUGUUGCAGGAUACCCAUCCGGUAAUCAACCCGUGCCCGGAUACCCAACUGGGACACAGCCCGGUGUUGGGUACCCUGGAAACACGCGACCUGUUGCAGGAUACCCAUCCGGUAAUCAACCCGUGCCCGGAUACCCAACUGGGACACAGCCCGGUGUUGGGUACCCUGGAAACACGCGACCUGUUGCAGGAUACCCAUCCGGUAAUCAACCCGUGCCCGGAUACCCAACUGGGACACAGCCCGGUGUUGGGUACCCUGGAAACACGCGACCUGUUGCAGGAUACCCAUCCGGUAAUCAACCCGUGCCCGGAUACCCAACUGGGACACAGCCCGGUGUUGGGUACCCUGGAAACACGCGACCUGUUGCAGGAUACCCAUCCGGUAAUCAACCCGUGCCCGGAUACCCAACUGGGACACAGCCCGGUGUUGGGUACCCUGGAAACACGCGACCUGUUCGACAUAGCAACAUAUACAUAGAUCAUCCCGUUUCAGUGUUUCGUUUGCCUGUUUAUUACCGUAUCCGUAUUUGGAUAAUAUAUAUAUAUCUUUCUGAUGCAGGUGAAUUCUGUUACCGACCUUGCAUGCCCAACGACACUCGCAUUUGCCAGUUCACAUUUGAGGUUCAUCUCUACCAGACCUUAUCUAGGGCGUGCUACAAAUGUCCCAGCAACGCCACAGACUGCGACCGACCCGAGUGUGUGGCCGGGGACGGGACGCGCAGGAUGGUCACGGCGGUGAACAAGGGCAUUCCAGGACCGUCUAUUCAGGUGUGCGUCGGCGACAAGGUUCUCGUGGACGUCCUGAACGACAUGCCGUCCACAGCCGUCACUCUCCACUGGCACGGUCUCACGAUGGGCCCCUCCUUCGCCGUGCCCCGAGCCGAGAAGACGCCCUUCAUGGACGGCACACCGGGCAUCACGCAGUGCCCAGUGGGGCCCUCGUCCGGCUUCAGGUACUCCUUCAUCGCUUCCAAUCCCGGCACUCACUUCUGGCACGCGCAGACAGGUCUUGAACGCGGCGACGGUGUGUUUGGCCCACUCAUUGUGCAUCAGUCACAUGAAAACGAUCCUUACCAGAAAUUGGCACAACAUAUCAUGACGAUCAAUGACUGGUUCCACUCCUCGACGCAGUCCAAGUAUGUCCUCCGUCAGCACAGCAACCAGGAGGCCAAACCCCAGUCCAUCCUGAUCAACGGCCGCGGUCCCCAGAAGCACGACGCGGAUGAAGUCGCUCGAGUUCCAUACUCAAAAUUCAUAGUGGCCAAUGACACCCGCUACCGCAUGCGGGUCAUCAACGCCGCGGUGACCAACUGCCCCGUGACGGUGACGGUGGACAGCCACGACUUCGUUCUCCUCGCGGCAGACGGCAGCCUUGUGUCGCCCAUGAACACUACCUCGCUGCUCAUCUAUCCAGGAGAGAGAUACGACGUGCUGAUCGCUGCGGAGCAACAGACAUCCUCUGACGGCGGAGUCUUCUGGGUGCGCGUGCAGGGAGGGAACGACUGUGGCCACCUUCAGCAGUACGCAAUUCUCCAGUACCUGCCCACGAACUUUUCCUUCGCCGAAGCUCCGCCCACAGUCCCUCCGAAGACCACGCCCACUCCCAAAACACCACCUGCGCCAGGAUCGCAAGACUUCAGCGGGGCAUGUGGCACCGAAGGGCAGCGUUGCGUCUCUGGUCUGAGGUCACCCACGGAUCUGCCCGCCUCCCUUCAGGUCGCCAAAGCAAAUGUUACUCUCUACCUCGCCUUCACCUCAAAACAAAUUCACAACGAGAAUUUCUACUCCAUUCUCCUCUAUGACAUCUAUGAAGAGACCGACCCUUCGAAGAGACUGGCAACGCCCCAGAUCAACCACCUGAGCUUCCGCGCCCCGCCCAUCCCCCUCCUGGUCAACCACCGCCCACUCAAGUCCGAGAACUGCAGCAGCGAGGGCGUGAGGCGAGGGCACUGCACCGCCGACUUCUGCGAGUGCCUCCACGUCCUGCAAGCUCCGAUUGGGGCAAUAGUUGACCUCGUGCUCAUCGGAGAGGGACCCGCCAACGGGACUUCUCAGGCGGUGCAUCUGCACGGCUUCAAGUUCUGGGUCCUGUCUCAGGUGGCGGCCGAGGACGUGCCCGCGCCGACCAUGACGACCACGACUACCACAACGACCCCAUCCCCCAGCGCCGAUUCAGAAGACAGCGUGGACAUUCCUCCUGCAGGCGACGAGUACCUCUCACGGGAUAAGGUGAUGCAACUGGACGCGGAAGGGAAGCUGAAGCGGUACGUGCUGGACCCCGUGGCCAAGGAUACCGUCACUAUCCCGCCGGGAGGCUACACCGUUGUCAGGAUCGUCGCCGAGAAUCCCGGAUUCUGGAUGCUUGAGAGCCAGGUCCUCUUCAAUGCAAUGGCGGGCCAGAGCCUCAUACUGCAAGUCGGCAACACUGCAGAUUUCCCUAAACCAGCAAAAGACUUCCCCACGUGUUAAAUCUGCAAAAGAUAUUCCUCUGUUUGUUUUUAAUUUUUCCCUCUCUGUCUGCUGCUUUCUUUCUUUCUCUUUUCUAAUAAUCACUCUCUUCCUAUCCUUCUUUUACUUGUUUACCUCAUCUAGUUUUUCAUGUAUAAUGUUUCCUUUUCAUAAAUCUUAUCAUCUCUAUCAUUCCGAAUCUUUCCUACUAAUCAAAUCUCUCUCUCUCUCUCUCUCUCUCUCUCUCUCUCUCUCUCUCUCUCUCUCUCUCUCUCUCUCUCUCUCUCUCUCUCUCUCUCUCUCUCUCUCUCUCUCUCUUCUAGUCCCUACAUUUUAAAUUCCACACGUCGAGGGUCUUUCUUCUCCCGUACUGUUGCAGUUGUGUCGUAACUACUGUAGUCGUACUAGAAAACGACUCUUCUAAAUUCACAACCAAAGAAGGAACUUUGAAUGGAGCCAGGGUUUAAUCACGCCAGUUCGUUAGUAAGAGAAACCAAGAUGAAGACAUUUUCAUCGCGUGACGAACAAAAAUUACACUUUUCUGUCAAUCUCUAAAAUCCUGGGAAAUGAAAUUUAUGAAGUCGAUUUCUAUUAGUUUCUUGGGCAUGAAUAAAUGAAGGUAUUUCAUAAGACUUAGAACAUUAAGUAUGCAUAGUGUCUUACAUGACAGAGCAUAAUAGCAUGUUAUCCGUUUAAUAGUGGGGAAACAGGUGUGUGACAUGUAACUGAUUUAUUUCAAUUAAAUCUUCAUCCAGGUAAAUAAUGAAGAUUUAAUCGAAAUGCGUUGUUUACAUAUUUUGUUUUGUGAAUUAUUCUCAUUUAUUAAGAUGUGAUACUUAUAAUUUCUGGCUAUUGUUCGUCUAGACUUAAAUCUACUUUAUCAUAUCGUAUACAACAAACAAUAUACUGUACCUUAAGAAAUAUCCAUUCAGAAGGAUAAACAUUUUAGUAACAUAUACUUUUCAUAUUUCCUACGACCAUUUCACUGUCAGCGUGUAUGGUUGGAAGCUCACGUAAUCAAAAGAAAAACGCGAAACAUAUUUAUAUAUAAAAAAAUGACAAUAAAGAGAUCCGCAAGAUUUGAUCAGAUUCA